Cladocopium goreaui is the source of this 170-nucleotide messenger RNA. The record is from the annotation of a GenBank genome assembly. Lineage: Eukaryota; Dinophyceae; Suessiales; Symbiodiniaceae.
GUUUCUCGUCCCAUUGGGGCCCCCGUGCCCCGGGCGAACCUCCAGGACCGCCCUGUUGCCGCGGAGCGACGCGAGGCGCUGGAGCGCCGCGAGCGCGAAGCGGCGGAGCGCGCGGCGCAGGCCGCGCGCCCGGCGCCGCGGCCGCCUGCGGAAAAGGCGCCGGAGCCGAG